UGAAAAGAAAGAAGAAGUGGAUAAGAAUGAAGAUAGAAAGGAAGAGUACGUAGAGAGAUAGAGAUAUCAGAAAGAAAGGGGAAAAGAAGAGAAAAGGAGAAGAGAAAGAAAGAAGAGGAAACUUGGAGGAAAAAGAAGACUUGAAGAAGAAGUGGAAAACAUCAACAAUCAAACCAAAUUCUUUCCAUCAUCUUCAUCUUCAAGGGAUCUCGUGCAAAAUGCUAUCUGUGAUGGAAGGCUCAAGUUUGGUGACAAACCAAAACAACAAAUGAAGAUCGACUCGAAUCCUAUGCAAGCAGUCGAAGCCCACUACGCUGAACCAUCCGUCGUAAAUAUGGUGGAGGCCAAAGUUGCUCCUGAUGGCAAUUCGGAAAUGGUGGAAGCCCCUGGAAGCUUCGACGCAAAUGUCAACAUGGUCGAGAUUACUGAUGAUCUCGCAAGCCAGAAAAGAAUAGAAACUACUGAAGGUUUCGACAAGAAGGACGGUGACAAUGCUGUCGAGAAUGUGGAGUUUCGACAAGAGGAGAAUUGGGACCGCUUGGGGCAGCCAAGUGGGAAAUAUGAUUACCUUGUGAAGUACAACGCACCGGAAAGCUCUCAGAUCGACAUCAACGCAAUCCAACCAAGCGGUUGGGGAGAGGCUUCUUCAGAAGACAACGAGGAAAUAGUCGACGCAAUUGAGCAUUACCCUAAUACGAAGGAGAAGGUUACUGAAGACCUUGCGAUCGAAAACAAGGCUGCUGAAGGCCUUGGUUCUGACAAAACGAAGAAAGGUGAUAUAGCCAACUGCGUCAACACUAUGGGGCCUUUCAGUAAAGAAGUCACAAAAAUCAAAGCUGAAGCCGCUAACGGUCCUUCGAAGCCCGUGAUCAGUGGGAUUCUGCGUAGGACAAUGGAAGACCCCAGAAGAAACUGGAACAAAUGCUAUUGCAAACAUGGUCCCAGGACCAUAUCGUGGUGCUGCUGCCCAGAGAAAGAAUUCGACCAAACACCACAAGGCGUCGAAGGCGAGGAAGAGAGGCUCAUCAGGAAGAUGAACGAAUUGAGCAUCGCCGACAAACGAAAUGUUGGGGUAAAUAUGGUAGAAAUAUCUCAGAGGGACCAGGUCGAAGAGGGCGAAGAUCGCCGUCAGAAAGAAUACCAGAGGCUGGCGUACCCUAGAGAGGAGGAAAACUUAAUGGAAUUCAUCAAGAGGUGCCAAAGGAUGAAAACCGAAGUGAUGUUGUGCCCACGCUGCAGCGCAGUCUUCGACAGGAAGGCAGCAACCAACCUGGAAGCGGCGGAUAAGACCAAAAGGAAAGAAGUUGGGGAACAGUGAGAUACGACCCAAGGAGAAGUAAUCACCACCAGUGGAGGCACGGAGAGAGACGCCAGAACACCUAUAAACCAUCUGACAAAGCCACAGACGACAAAUGGGUUCAACCCAUUAGGGACGCCCAGGGGCAGAAGAAAUGGGGAAAGUUCGAGGUUCAGAGAGGUGCGUCGAUGGAGGGCAAGAAGGAAACGGAAAAACACAAGCCAAGACCAUACCCGUCAGAGAAUUACAAAGGCAAAAAUCCCAUGUCCAGGUCCCAAUGGAGGAGGUUCCAACGGCAAAAGAGGGCAGAAACGGAGAUGGCGAAAAAGAACAUGAAUGGUCCAAACGAAGCAGAAUCUAGCAACAAUCGUCAGACAAGGAGCAGGAAAGAGACUCCCCUCCAGAUCAAUCCUAGCAGAGUUGUCGAAUCAGUGGCGUCGAAAGAGAAGAUGCAGGAAGAUGAUGAAGUAACCGACAGUUUUAACUCUGACUCAGAGGCAUCCUUCAACGUGAUUUGCAACGUUGUCUCUGUUCUCCCUAGAGACUACGAUAGAGUCAUGGAAAUUGAGGAUGAAGAAGACGAAAUGGAGGAAGAAACAAUGGCACAUAAGCCCGUCUGCUACUAUGUGAUGAACAACGGAUGCGUCGAAGAGCAGAACGCUUUUUUCGAAAGACCAGACGACUCCAUGAAAGCGCAUUUGAAACCUCUGUUUAUAAAAGGAAAGGUGGAAAAUGUCGGCGUGAAUAAGAUACUGGUGGACGGGGGAGCGGCAGUGAAUUUGAUGCCCCACUACAUGCUGAGGAAGAUUGGAAAAGACGAUUCGGACGCGAAGCCCCACAACAUGGUGCUGUCAAAUUACGAAGGGAAGAUAGGAACAACUAUGGGAGUCAUCCAAGUAAACUUAACUGUAGGAACCAUAACAAGACCUACGAUGUUCAUAGUCAUCGCUUCGAAAGCCAACUACAACCUGCUGCUUGGUAGGGAAUGGAUUCACGGCGUAGGAGCGGUACCCUCUUCAAUGCACCAACGGAUAGCCAUAUGGAGGCCAGAUGGAAUCGUCGAAAACAUCGAGGCUGACCAAAGCUACUUCAUGACCGAGGUAAACAUUGUCAACAGCCAGAGCUUCGACAAAAACCUGGCUCAUAUACCUCCCUGCAGCCCGACAGAAUUCGACUUGAAGACGACAGACAAUGCCUAUUGCUCCAUGUACCUGCAUCCAACGCAUGGAUUCCAGUGGGAUAAAGAAGUGAUUGGCGAGACUUACAUAUGGGGAACCACUCAUAUAGCGCCGACGGGAUGGGGUAGUGAAUUUGACGAUGACGAGUGAACAAUCAGCGAUCGAAAAGAUUACGGCUUACAUAGCCGAAAACAAACUAAAAGAGGCCCUUGAGGCUGAAGUAAAAAAUAUGGCUGUCGAAGCCAACCAAGAGAACUCCAACAAACAAUGUCCCCAAGAGGACGUUGCGGAAGAUCAUGUCACCAACCAAAUAGGCGGAUGGCAACACCAAAAGCUUGACGCCAUUUACGACGACGAACCUCUGGGGUUCGAAAAAGAUCCAGUGUCAACAAACGAGAAGAUGGUGGCGCAGGAUCCUUUAGAAGAAAUAAACUUAGGAGUGGGGGCAGAACAUAGACCAACGUACGUAAGCGCAAAAAUGGACCCCCUGUUCAAGGUCGAAAUAGUCCAGUUGCUGAAAGAAUUCAAAGAUUGCUUCGCAUGGGAUUAUGACGAAAUGCCUGGUCUUGACAGAAAUCUGGUCGAAAUGCAGUUGCCAAUAAUGGAAGGGAAGAAGCCAGUAAAGCAGACUCCGAGACGCUUCGCACCAGAAAUCCUGUCGAAGAUAAAAGAAGAGGUCGAAAGACUUCUAAGAUGCAAGUUCAUCCGCACGACCAGGUAUGUCGAAUGGAUUGCAAAUAUUGUUCCAGUAAUUAAGAAAAAUGGCAAACUAAGGGUAUGUAUUGAUUUUCGAGACUUAAACUCGGCUACCCCAAAGGAUGAAUAUCCUAUGCCAGUGGCAGAAAUGCUCAUAGAUUCUGCAGCCGGCCAUGAGUACUUAAGCAUGUUAGACGGAUACUCUGGCUAUAACCAAAUUUUUAUCGCUGAAGAAGACGUUCCUAAAACGGCUUUCCGUUGUCCUGGAGCCAUAGGAACGUACGAAUGGGUAGUAAUGCCUUUUGGUUUAAAGAACGCUGGAGCGACUUACCAACGUGCCAUGAAUUCCAUCUUUCAUGAUUUCAUCGAAACUUUCAUGCAAGUGUAUAUUGAUGACAUUGUGAUUAAGUCUGUUUCAGGAAAAAAUCAUAUAGAUCAUCUUCGACAAUCCUUUGAAAGGAUGAGGAAGUUUGGUUUGAAAAUGAACCCACUUAAAUGUGCUU
Messenger RNA from Lathyrus oleraceus (garden pea), 3674 nucleotides. RefSeq lists its product as uncharacterized. The transcript has 2 exons. Lineage: Eukaryota; Viridiplantae; Streptophyta; Magnoliopsida; Fabales; Fabaceae. Gene Ontology annotation, molecular function: RNA-DNA hybrid ribonuclease activity; nucleic acid binding. Gene Ontology annotation, biological process: DNA integration. The coding region runs from base 1486 to 2625 and encodes 379 amino acids. The record is from RefSeq and is a predicted model, not a curated record.